This is a messenger RNA of Oreochromis aureus, 1885 nucleotides long. RefSeq names its product selenoprotein L (gene selenol). The transcript has 9 exons. NCBI's taxonomy places the organism in Eukaryota, Metazoa, Chordata, Actinopteri, Cichliformes, Cichlidae. The record is from RefSeq and is a predicted model, not a curated record.
AUGUAGUUUGCAUAGCAUCGCUGCACUAUAGUGCAGGUGACUACAGAUUAGUUGUCAGAGUGGCUGUGGACUGAUGUGGUGAUCAUGGCUGAGGAUGUGGCCGUGUCAGAGGAGACCUUAACAGAUGGUCUCACUCUGCUGGUGAACAUGGGCAAAGUUCUCCUACAGAACGCCAUGGAGGAGGCAGCAGACUCCUUGGAGAACUUUGUCCCACAUAAAAUCACCACUUUAUUCGGCCUGAUCACAGCUGGAGCUAAAUUCUACAGCAGCAUUGAAGUUAAAAAGAAAUGUGAAGCGGAGGCUGUUUGGCAGAAGUCUUAUCACAAUGCAGUGGUGAGAGAGCAGGUGCAGGAGCUUCAGCAGCUGGAGAAAGAGUGGGACUCUUUCCUGGAGAGUGUGGACAAAGAUCUGCAGACCACAGAUGUGCUGCUGUCUGGAGGAAAGACGGCCGACAGUCUGAGCCCAGAAACUCUAUUCACCGAUGGAAGAAGUGGGAAGAGUGUGACUCUCAGUCAGUACCUGGGUCAGGGUCAGAACCUGCUGCUGGUUCUGCUCAGACACUUUGGAUGACUGCCAUGACGAGACCACGUGACUGAGCUGAAGGCCAAUCAGGCUCUGCUGGAGGCUCGGUCAGUGCGGGUCUUGGUAGUGUCUUUUGGCAGCGUCGAGGGCGCUCAGCUGUGGUUGGAGCAGACUGGAUGUACCUUUGACAUUCUGCUGGAUCCACAGAGAAAGGUGUACAGAAGUUUUGGCCUUGGCUCCUCCUACGCCAAGGUGAUGAAGUUCGGCUGCCUGCUACAAUACUCAGACUAUGUAGUUGCAAACAUAGACUUCCCAGAUUUCCCCCAUCGUCUGCUGGAAGACAUCUACCAGCUAGGAGGUGACUUUUUGCUGGACAGUGCAGGGAAGGUACUUCUCUCUCAUCCAUCUAAAAGCCCUCUGGACAGGCCGACCGUGGAAGACGUCUUGCAGGCCGUGGACUCUGCAGGACAGUCCGCUAACUCUGCUUACAAGCAGAAGCUGUGAAAUUCAUUCAAACACAGCCUCAGGGGUACAAGUCGUUAAACGCAUCGCUGACUCCUCACAGCAAGCGCAGCUCUUUGGCUCGCGUUCAUGACGUCACACCUUACACUCAUGGCAUCAUGAAAGGGUGCGGCUGAUGUUCCAACGCGAGGCACAGACAUCUGCUCUUGGUGGUGAUGGCAGCAUUUCAAAUAAAGUACUGGAUUUAAUUAAAACAGAAUUUGACAAUAUAUUUGUAUUAUUUAAAUUUAACAAAGACUGAUGAUUUGUUUCAGAAAUUUUACCUUUUAAAGGUGCAUUUAAGAGGUUUGGAUUUUAGUGACCCCAAGUGACAGUGAAAGGUAACACAGUUUGAAUUACAUCAUUACCCACAAAUCAGACAGUGAUAUGACACUACUGCAGAAACAUUUUUAUAACAUAUUAUCUAUGAGCCAUGAGUAGUUUGAUGAUAAAAUCACAACCCAGAUAAGUCUGAGCAUUAAAAAUAUGAAGAAAAAAUAUACUGACAUAUUAAUUUAUGAUCAAGUAUGUACCCUUGCUUUAUAUAAAAAAAAAAUGUGACAUUUAUAUACAAAGUUUCUACACAUAUGUGAGAAUUUAGGCAAAAUUUAGCAAGAACUAUAACUUCUUUUGUAGCAUAAACAAGGAAUUUACCUCUAUAUUUCUGAACAGUUGUGAUAUUGCAAAGGUUUUGUCUUGGUAUUAAAAUUAAAACUCAUUUUAGUCCACUGAUUUAGUAGUACUAUUUAAAAAAAUGAAAAGUAACACGCCUUACGAGUGAAGCAAAUCUCCUUUUUACCUGUUGAACAUGUUUGAUCAGGAAGUGAUGCUGUACACUAUAAUAAACCUUCAGUAAAGAUUU